This is a messenger RNA of Malus domestica (apple), 1398 nucleotides long. The record is from RefSeq and is a predicted model, not a curated record. NCBI's taxonomy places the organism in Eukaryota, Viridiplantae, Streptophyta, Magnoliopsida, Rosales, Rosaceae.
CGCCGCCUACCUUCAGCCGUUUACCCCAACUCCAUAACCCCCCAAAAACCAAAAAAUCAACCGAAUCCCAAGCCCCCCAAACCCUCCGCUCCCUUGCCAAGAAAUUCCUCCCCUUCCUCAACCGCGCGCUAUCCCUUCUCCCCAAACGCCUCGCCGACCCCUCAAAGUUAGAUGACGAAUUUGCCCUCGAACUCUUCGAUAUUUACCGGCUUUACCUCGACUGCCUGGCCGCCGUGUCCCCUGUGUUGUCCGCUUCGCCGUGCUCGUUUCACUCCCAGAGGGGGAGGAUGGUGAGUUGCCUGGUGGCAUGUGGGCGGUACGAGGAUGCGGAGAGUGAGUGGUUUAGGGUUUUGGAGAGCCUUAAGGCGAUUGAAUUUGGGUCGAAGAAAUCGGUGAAAUCGGACCGGAGAUUUGUGCCGGAUGUGAAAUCGGACCGGAGAUUUGUGCCGGAUGAUAUGACUCCCGAGGAACAAUAUAUAUUGCAUUUGCCAAUAGUCCAAUAUUUUUGAAUCUAUUUUGUUGUUCUAAUUAAUACAGAGGAGGCAAAGGCCAAGGCCGAGGAAGAGUUUUGGAAACAAAUACGCACUGCCCCUUAUGAAAUUACCGAGGUUUUCCAAAGGCUGGUUCUUUUCAAGCAUAAAGCGUAUCCGCAGCCUCCCAUCAUCAGUGUUAAUCCCACUAACAAGGAGGUUUUUAACAUUAAUGUGCUAGAGUGGAAGUGGGUGUUAUUUUUACAUUUCAAGCCUGGACAAUGUUUCUGAUCAAGAAAUUUCAUGUCUCAAAGAAGUGUAUGAGGGAAUCGAAGAGCGUAACGAGUGUGUGAUUGUGUGGAUCCCUGUUGUUGAGGACUGGACUGAAGGAGGAGAAGAGCAGUUUAAGGAAUGGAGGUCUAAGAUGCCAUGGUACGCGGUGCAAUAUUUUUCGCCCCCGGCCAGUGGGUACCUUGAGCAGCGGUGGAACUUCAAAGGUAAUCCUAUGGUGGUGGUGAUGAACUGGGAAGGAGAGGUGGCAAUCAGCAACAUAAUCGACUUGAUUCGGACACAAGCAACGAAGGCAAUCGCUUUGCUUAACGUUAAAAUGCAAAAAGAAAUACCGCGGGUGGAGGCUGCGCAAUCCUCAUUUGGAACGAAUGCUGAAGCUGUGGAGGUGUUGAAGAGCUUAACUUGUCCUCGGCAAUUCACUAAUACUGAUGCGACGCCUGUCCUUCUUGAUGGUUCUAACAAGCAGGUUAAUAUCGACAAUGAGCUGAAGUGGAAGGAUCUGUUUUGUUACUCUCCGACAUAGGCAUUGAUUAUUGUUACAUUUCAUAUCUCAAACCAGUUUAUGAGGGAAUAAGAAGAUACCCAUCGUAUCGGAUUGUCUGGGUUCCCGUUGUGGAGCAGUGGAACCAAGACAAAG